Molecule: messenger RNA, 1261 nt
Organism: Drosophila busckii
Lineage: Eukaryota; Metazoa; Arthropoda; Insecta; Diptera; Drosophilidae
Product: mevalonate kinase
Exons: 1
Coding region: 23-1204 (393 amino acids)
Biological process (GO): isoprenoid biosynthetic process; cholesterol biosynthetic process
Cellular component (GO): cytoplasm
Molecular function (GO): ATP binding; mevalonate kinase activity
Source: RefSeq, a predicted model, not a curated record
AACAAAAGGAACAAUUGUCAGUAUGCUAAGCAUCCAGGUGCACUCUCCUGGUAAGGUCAUACUACACGGCGAACAUGCCGUAGUUUAUAACAAGCCAGCGUUGGCUGCUGUCGUUGGCCUAGGCACAAAGCUACAGCUGCGCAGUCGGGCCAACAGCAAAGUGGCCAGCUUUCAACUGGAUGCACUCAACUGCACAUUGGAAAUCGAGCUAAGCGAGUUCAAUGACUUUCUGAACAACUUCCGUGGCAAAUAUCCAGGCGAUAAGCUAGAUAGCACGGCCAAGCUAAUGGAGGAAGUACGCGGCGAGGUGGCCAGACAGCUGGAACGCAGCGUGGGCAGUACGCCCAAGCAGCACACGCAACGUGCCUUUGUAUCCAUAUACUAUCUGCUGGCCGGCGCAGUUCUCACAGCACCUCAGCAGCCCAAACUGACACUUGAAACCGGUUUUCAUGUACAAAUCGAUACAGAGUUGAAUGUGGGCGCUGGAUUGGGAAGCUCUGCAUCCUAUGGUGCGGCUUUGGCUGCUGCCUUUCUAAUACUCGCCGGCCACUUUGACCAGUCCAACUAUUUGGAUCAAGAGAACUUGGCUUUGAUCUCACAUUGGGCCUUUGAGUCGGAGCGUGUUAAUCAUGGUACUCCGUCCGGAGUAGAUAAUACGGUUUGCACUUACGGCGGCAUACUCCGCUUUGUUAAAGGUCAAGGCUUUCAGCCGCUGCAAAUACAGAAGCCGCUCAACAUACUGCUCGUUGACAGUCGCGUGAGUCGCAGUACUGCCGAUAUUGUGGCCAAAGUUCGUCAUCUGGCAGAGGAAUUCCCGCAGCUGAUUGAAGCUAUUUGGCAGGCAUGUGAGCAACUAGUGAACUCCGCUGUACCGCUAUACGAGAGCUUCGGCAAUGGCCAGGACGAUAGCCAAAAGUUUGAACAGCUGGAGCGUCUAUUUCAAAUCAAUAAUGAUCUACUCAAGGCAAUUGGCGUCACACAUCCGAAGCUGGAGCAAAUCUUUACCAUUGCUUUCAAACGUGGCUUCUUCUCCAAGUUAACUGGCGCCGGCGCUGGGGGCUAUGCCAUUGUGCUCUUGCCCGAAAACUAUGAGUGCAACGAGGUUUACUGGAAGCUAAAGGAGGAAUUGGAGGCGGCUGGAUUUGGUGUACAUGUUACAACAGCUGGUGGCAUUGGGUUGCGUGUCACUUCCAUUGUGGAUUAAUAUAUUUUACUUAAUCUGUAUAUUAUUAUUAGAUUGUGGCUCUGUUGAUACUUAAAA